AUGGCGAAGGAUUGCCCUCAUAGGAGGACUCCGAAUGUGGGCCAAAACCAGCAAGGUCGAAUGUUUGCUGUGAACUCCCAGGAUGCUGCAAAGUCAGAUCUGUUGAUGAGAGGUAACUGUUUAUUUGGUGAGGAAAUAUUGGUUGCAUUAUAUGAUACUGGAGCUUUGCAUUCGUUUAUUAUAUUAGAUAAAGUUGAGGAACUAGGAUUGAAAGUAUCAGAAUUAGCAUUUGAUUUGCAUGUGCAUACCCUGUAUCAGACGGUUGUGACUAGGUCAGGUUGUAGGCAAAUAGCUUUAAAGAUUGAGGAUAGAGACUUUGUUCAUGAUUUGAUUUGUUUGCUAAUGGUUGGGUUGGAGAUGAUUUUGGGGUUUGAUUGGUUGUCAAAGAAUUGGGUUUUGUUGGAAUGCUUUAAACGAUCAAUUCGGUUUUUGCCAGAAAGAGAAUGUGAAGUAGUGGUAGCUGAGGGUUCUUACUUGAACUCUGUGUCGGUGAACUAUAGUGGAGAAGAGUGUCAGGGUUAUUAUAUUGUUGGCUGCGAAUGCACCGGUGUCAAUUGCACUGUACCAAAUGGCUCCGAUAGGCUGGCAGAACUUAAGACUCAGUUGGAAGAGCUUCUGAACAAGAGGUUCAUUCGACCAAGUAACAAGUAUCCGUUGCCUAGGAUAGAUGACCUCAUGGAUCAGUUGCAAGGAGCUAAAGUAUUUUCAAAAAUUGAUUUAAGAUCUGGUUAUCAUCAGAUUAGGGUGAAGGAGGAUGACAUUUUGAAAACUACGUUUAAGAUGCACUAUGGACACUACGAGUUUGCGGUGAUGUCCUUUGGGUUGACGAAUACAUCUGCUGUGUUCAUGGAUUACAUGAACAAAGUAUUUCGUCCCUUUUUGGACAAAUUCGUGGUAGUAUUCAUAGAUGACAUUUUGGUUUAUUUUAAGACGGAGAAGGAGCACGAAGAGCAUAUGAGGAUUGUGUUACAAGUUCUGAAGGAGCGAAAAUUCUAUGCUAAGUUGUCCAAAUGUGAAUUCUGGAAGGAAGAAGAGAAGUUCUUAGGUCACAUGGUGAAUAAAUGA
Molecule: messenger RNA, 1065 nt
Organism: Arachis stenosperma
Lineage: Eukaryota; Viridiplantae; Streptophyta; Magnoliopsida; Fabales; Fabaceae
Exons: 3
Coding region: 1-1065 (354 amino acids)
Source: RefSeq, a predicted model, not a curated record